Drosophila nasuta is the source of this 1359-nucleotide messenger RNA. Its product is annotated as short-chain dehydrogenase/reductase family 16C member 6. Gene Ontology annotation, molecular function: oxidoreductase activity, acting on the CH-OH group of donors, NAD or NADP as acceptor. The transcript is spliced from 7 exons. The record is from RefSeq and is a predicted model, not a curated record. Lineage: Eukaryota; Metazoa; Arthropoda; Insecta; Diptera; Drosophilidae. The coding region runs from base 196 to 1266 and encodes 356 amino acids. Gene Ontology annotation, cellular component: lipid droplet.
CAGUAUUGUUUGAUAUCGGUUAGCUGGCGCACGUGCGGUAUUCGUUAUAAGUUGGCCAACAACGCUUAAGCAACUAAAGCAAAAAACAAAAAAAGUCAAUCAACAAAUAAAUAAUAAUAAGACAUAAUAAGAGGAAAUUAUUGUCGGUUAACGUCAUAAACUGUUUUGUGCAUUGUGAAUGCAACUUUUGUGAAAAUGGUUGAAACCGCAACGACAACAACAAUCACACGUACCACAUCGAGUGCCCCGGCAACGACUAGUGUGUCGCCCAAUAGUGCCACGCCCACUGCGGCAUUGGUGAAUCGCAACGAUGAAACGACACGCGCCAUAUUCAAUCUGAAAGUCAUUCUCUUUCUUCUGCUGUUGCCACUCGUCUUGUUCGGUGUGUUUCUCAAACACCUUUUGGACUAUCUGUUCUCGCUGGGACUCAAGGAGAAGGAUGUGAGAGGCAAAGUGGCGCUGGUGACAGGCGGCGGCAGCGGUUUGGGACGUGAAAUAUGCCUGGAGCUGGCAAGACGAGGUUGCAAGGUGGCUGUUGUCGAUGUCAACUCAAAGGGUUGCUAUGAAACGGUCGAAUUGCUCACCAAGAUACCAAGUUGCACUGCCAAGGCCUAUAAGAACGAUGUGUCCUCGCCACGAGAGCUGCAACUGAUGGCUGCCAAAGUCGAAAAGGAAUUGGGCCCCGUUGAAAUACUGGUGAACAAUGCUUCGCUGAUGCCAAUGACGUCGACACCGCAUCUGAAAAGCGAUGAAAUCGACACUAUUCUGCAGCUCAACCUUGGCUCUUACAUAAUGACUACCAAGGAAUUUUUGCCAAAGAUGAUAACACGUAAAUCUGGACAUUUGGUCGCUGUGAAUGCCUUGGCUGGAUUGGUGCCUUUGCCAGGUGCUGGCAUUUAUACUGCCACCAAGUAUGGCAUUAUGGGCUUCAUGGAAUCUCUGCGUGCUGAACUGCGUCUCUCGGACUGCGAUUAUGUGCGCACCACAGUUGCAAAUGCUUAUUUGAUGAAAACCAGCGGAGAUUUGCCGCUGCUAAGCGAUGCGGGCAUUUCGAAAAGCUAUCCUGGUCUGCCCACACCUUAUGUUGCUGAGAAAAUUGUCAAGGGCGUGUUGCUGAAUGAACGUAUGGUAUAUGUGCCCAAGAUAUUUGCGCUCAGCGUCUGGUUGCUCAGACUGUUGCCUACCAAAUGGCAGGAUUAUAUGUUGCUGCGCUUCUAUCAUUUUGAUGUGCGCAGUGCUCAUUUGUUUUAUUGGAAGUUGAAUUAAAAUGUCGUUUCAAGUUAGGAUAAAUGUUAGACAAUAAGCCUAUUAUUAUUUAUUUAUACAAAACUGAAGAUCAAAUUAAUAAAAAGGUAAUCC